This is a messenger RNA of Macrosiphum euphorbiae (potato aphid), 1281 nucleotides long. The record is from the annotation of a GenBank genome assembly. NCBI's taxonomy places the organism in Eukaryota, Metazoa, Arthropoda, Insecta, Hemiptera, Aphididae.
AUGGUUUCAUACUCAGAUAGUGUAACAUCUAAUUUAACGGCGAUCGCCAAUAAUAAUAUUCAACAAACCGAUCAAGCAAUAUUUGAAGCUGAUAAGCGAGCUGUUUAUAAGCAUCCACUUUUUCCCUUACUAGCAUUACUUUUUGAAAGAUGUGAACAAGCUACUCAGUCAGCAGCAAUUUCAAAUUCUGAAAGUUUUAAUAUGGAUAUACAAGCCUUUGUCCAACAUCAAGAAAGAGAUAGAAAACCAUUUUUAAUUAAUGAUACAGAAAUCGAUGGACUGAUGAUAAAAGCUAUUCAAGUAUUACGAAUACAUUUAUUAGAACUAGAGAAAGUUCAAGAAUUGUGCAAAGAUUUUUGUAGUAGAUACAUAACAUGUCUCAAAAUUAAAAUGCAAAGUGAAAAUUUAUUGCGUUCCGAUUACACAUCUGGUUACUUAGAAAAUAAUAGCAGCGGUAACUCAAGUAAUAGUAAUUCUCCAUUGUGCCACUCUCCACACCAUAGUCAGGUGAUAUCCUCUUCAGGAGUUUCUGUGCGGCAGUCUGGAGACAACGAUGCUAUAAAACCAAAGACAAUAAUGGAUUUAAAAAACAUAACCAGUCUUUUGUCGAAUAUACCAUCUUCCACAUCUAUAGAAAUGAAAGAUGUAACUCAAGUAUCUGAUGUUUCACAACUUGAUUUAACAGUCACCAAAUCUACGCUUCAAAAUUCUUCUUUAGAAAAAACACCAUUAUCAGCAAUCGGUACAAAUGUAUUACAGAGUAAUGUUUCUAUUUUACAUGGUUCCUUAUCAGCGACUAGUGGUGGCUCUUGUGAUGAAGAAGAUGACUAUUUUGGAAGUAAAAAAAAAAGACAACAAAAAAGAGGAAUACUCCCUAAACAGGCUACAAGUGUAAUGCGCUCAUGGCUUUUUCAACAUUUAAUUCAUCCAUACCCUACAGAAGAUGAAAAAAAAAUUAUUGCAGCGCAGACUAAUUUAACAUUGUUGCAAGUAAAUAAUUGGUUUAUCAAUGCAAGGAGACGAAUAUUACAACCAAUGCUUGAUGCUUCCACACCUGAUAUUGCCGGUGAACAAAAUUUUACUCUUUCUAAAGAUAAGUCUGUAAUUGUUGAAAAUAACAAGUUUUCAUGGCCUGUUGAUGAUAUAUUACAAUCUCAAAACGUCAAUGAAAAUUCGAAUGAAUCAAAUUUUGGCGAAAGUGAUGCAGAGGAAGAAGAAGAAGAGGAAGAAGAAGAAAUUAGUGAUAUUUUUUCUCAACAUAGUGUUAAUGAAUCAGAUUAG